AUGGCUAUUCAUCGUGUCCUGGCUCUUUUGGGCCUUUGGUUAGGCCUCGCUGCAGCUAUCCCUUCAUCCCACAUUUAUAAAAGAUCCGUAUCUUCUCAACCCCUACCACCAAGUGAGGAUCCAUGGUAUUCUGCUCCCGACGGUUACGAGGAUGAAGAACCAGGCACUGUGCUUCGUCUGCGUCCUGCACCAGGAAACCUGACCUCAAUCGUCGGCAACAGCUCUGCCAUCUACAACAUUCUAUACCGUACAACGGACAGCCAGUACAAAGCCUCAUGGGCCGUCACAACGCUCUAUGUUCCCAAGCUAGGAUCAAACAGUUCAGCUGCCCGCGUGUUCAACCAGAGCGCUGUUAUUUCGUACCAGGUACCCUACGACUCGGCUGACGUUGACGCCAGUCCCAGCUACACUGCCUACUCUUCCGGUGGCACUGACCUCUUUAAUCUUGCUUUGGGUCUGGGCGUCUUUCUCAACGUUCCUGACUAUGAAGGUCCUUUGGCUUCCUUCACUGCUGGUGUCAUCUCAGGACACGCAACUCUUGAUUCCAUUCGUGCUGUCCUUUCUCUAGGCCUUGGCCUCAACGCCACCUCUCCCCGUGUCGCACUCUGGGGAUACUCCGGAGGCGCAUUGGCAAGCGAGUGGGCUUCUGAGCUCGCGGUGCAGUACGCACCCGACCUGCAGGAAACUGUCGUCGGCGCUGCUAUUGGUGGUAUUACACCCAACAUCACCGCUGUGGUUGAGAGCAUUUCCGGGAAAGAUGCAGCAGGCCUAGCACCUAGUGGUAUUAUUGGAAUUACAAGCCAGUAUCCCGAAGUGCAAAAGUAUGUCAUUUCCAAGCUCAAGACAGAGGGACCUCAGAAUAAGACUGGGUUCCUGGCUGUAAAGGGCUUCACCGUUCAGGAAGCCGGGGCCGCAUACGCGGGAGUCAACAUCUUUGACUUCUUUAAAGACGGCAUGGGUUUAUUCCGCGAUCCCAAGGUUCUAAAGGUCAUUAACCGUGAUGGCAUCAUGGGUUAUCACGGCAUCCCUCAAUGGCCCAUCUUUGCUUACCAAGCUGUCCACGAUGAAAUCAGCCCCAUCGCCAACACGGACAAGUUGAUUGAGCGAUACUGCGCCGUCGGAGCCAACAUCUUGUACCAGCGGAACUCCGUUGGAUCACACUCUGAGGAAUUUUAUCUCAGCGCUGCUCCCGCUAUUCAGUGGCUGGCGACUGUUUUGACAGGCCAGUAUGCAAGCGUGUAUAAGACUGAGGGAUGCACAAUCCAGAACGUAACGAGAAACAGCACUGCACUUCCUUUGAAGAAGAGGAAUGCGCCAAACGGAGUGUUUAAUUUAUGGUAG
Molecule: messenger RNA, 1341 nt
Organism: Fusarium pseudograminearum CS3096
Lineage: Eukaryota; Fungi; Ascomycota; Sordariomycetes; Hypocreales; Nectriaceae
Exons: 1
Coding region: 1-1341 (446 amino acids)
Biological process (GO): lipid catabolic process
Molecular function (GO): triacylglycerol lipase activity
Source: RefSeq, a predicted model, not a curated record